UCUUCAGACCUGAUUCAAACUGAAGAUGUUUCUCACCAGGUCUCUUUGACUUUGGUUGAACUUGGUGGAAAUGUUACUUUGAAAUGUCCAGUUUCUGAGAAGGACGUCAAAACCUUUAACUGGUACAAGCAGCCUCUUGGAUAUAUGGUCCAAACAGUAGCUACUGUUUUUUAUGGAAAAAUGUCAAUUAGUGAGGAAUUUAAUAACUUACGGUUCACAGUAACAAAAGAGAACGCUCAGUAUUUACUCACCAUCACAAAUAUCAGCAAAGAGGACGAAGCAACAUACUUUUGUCUCAGUGGAAAUACCUAUUCAAUAAUUCCUGUUAAUGGCAUCUUUUUGGCUGUGAAAGAUCAUAAUGAGCAGAAAUCUCUCUCCGUGAAACAAAGUCCGGAGACUGAGUCGGUCCAGCCGGGCGGCUCAGUGACUCUCCAGUGUUCACUUCUCUCUAAGAACAAAGAGAACAGAGUCCAGUGUCCAGGUGAACACAGUGUGCACUGGUUCAGAUCUGGAUCAGGAGAAUCUCAUCCAAGCAUCAUUUACACUCACAGUGAUAAACAAGAAGAAAGAAGUUGUGACUACAGUCUGUCAAAAACUAUCCAGAACUCCUCUGAUACUGGGACUUACUACUGUGCUGUGGUCACAUGUGGAGAGAUCCUGUUUGGUGAAGGAACCAAAGUGGAGACAAGAUCAAAACUGGAACCAGUUGUCAUCGUGCUUGGAGUCCUGUUGGCCUGCUGUGUGACUGUGAUUGUCUUCUUUAUUUUUUACGUAAAUCGAAGGAAAGUUUGUGAACAUUGCAAAG
This is a messenger RNA of Anoplopoma fimbria (sablefish), 805 nucleotides long. RefSeq lists its product as uncharacterized. NCBI's taxonomy places the organism in Eukaryota, Metazoa, Chordata, Actinopteri, Perciformes, Anoplopomatidae. The transcript is spliced from 3 exons. The annotation marks the transcript as partial. Gene Ontology annotation, biological process: response to bacterium. The record is from RefSeq and is a predicted model, not a curated record.